Molecule: messenger RNA, 1791 nt
Organism: Cygnus olor (mute swan)
Lineage: Eukaryota; Metazoa; Chordata; Aves; Anseriformes; Anatidae
Gene: TCTE1
Product: t-complex-associated-testis-expressed 1
Exons: 6
Coding region: 125-1501 (458 amino acids)
Molecular function (GO): protein binding
Source: RefSeq, a predicted model, not a curated record
CAACAGUGGCCGUGUCCCUGGCAGCGGGUGGCAGGCAGCCCAGGUGGAAAACGUGGUGGCCUUCUCCUGACCUCGAGCAAUUUCCCUCGUGCUUCCCGUGAAGGAGACGUGGCUGGUGAGCGGGAUGCAGCAGGCGGUGGCUGCUGGCAGGAGCAGGCCCGUUCCCUCGCUGCGGCGCUCCCAGAGCAGGCUCACCGCCGACUCCUUCUGCGUACACCGCAUCAUCAAGGACCCCGAGUGGUCCCUCACCGCCGUCCCUCGGCUCACCGAGCUCUGCCUCCAGCACAUCAUCCACAAUUUCACCCAGAACCCUAUUUUAGACCGUCUCCUGCCUGAGCACCAAAGGAAGGUGCUGGACAGGCUCCCCACUGGCCUUCCGCUCGCGGUCACUGCCAACCUAGUAAGUGAUGAGGACUACUGGAAGCGGUGCUGCACUGAGCGCUGGCAAGUGUGUGACAUCUCCAGCUAUGGGGGCAGCUGGAAACGGAUGUUCUUUGAACGUCACCUGGAGAACAUCCUGAAAAGUUUUGUCCCCAACAACACGGACCCCAACCAGGUUCUGGAGCUCAUCCCGCUCUGCAAAGACUAUGUGCGGAAACUGGAGGUUGAUCAGUUCCUGCCGCCGCUGAAGGUGGAUCCAAAGGAGGAGGCAGAUGACAUCUCUGAUUCAGGGAGUGAUCUGGGGUUUGGCGAGGUCCCCAUGCAUCACUACGACCUGGGAGCCCUCGUUACUGCUCUCCCUUACCUUGAAGAGCUUCAUCUUACUUAUGGUGUGAAGGACUGCGGCAUGAACUUCGAGUGGAACCUCUUUAAGUUCACCUACCAGGACUGCUGCAACCUGGCUGGUGCCGUGAAGAAGUGUCACAAAUUGAAGGUUUUCAAGCUGACACGCAGCAACGUGGAUGACGACAAGACCAGGCUGCUGGUCCGCAGCUUGCUGGAUCACCCCUCCUUGGUGGAGCUAAACUUGUCCCACAACCUCAUCGGGGACACGGGGACACAAGCUGUCGGCAAGCUGAUCAACCGCAGCAAAUUAGAAACCCUGGAUCUGUGUAACAACAAGAUCCGUCACGCGGGGGCUCAGGCCCUCGCCCAGGCCCUGGCUCAGAACUGCACCCUGACCUCCCUGAAUCUGCGCCUCAACUACCUGGAGGACGAGGGUGGGGAGGCGAUGGGCCGUGCCCUGCUGGCCAACACCACCCUGAAGUCCAUUCACCUGGGCAGUAACAUGCUGUCGGAGCCAAGCGCUGCGCUGUUCUCCCAGGUCCUUGCUCAGAACGCCACCCUGACGUGCAUCAACUUGUCGUGCAACCACAUAGGGCCGGACGGUGGCAAGCAGCUGCUGGAAGGGCUGGCGGGCAACAAGACGCUGACCGAGUUCGACCUCCGCCUGGCAGAGGUGGGCCAGGAGAGCGAGUUCCUCAUCGGGCAGAUGCUGUGGGCCAACCGGCACGCCGCCCGGCUGGGACCUCAGCCGCAGCCGCCAGCCGGGCCCCUCUGACCAGGAAGCUGCAGAAAGCUCCCCAGCCCCUGCCCUCGGAGCAGCACGGGGGCUCCGGCUCUCUCCCAGCUCUGACCACGACCCGUGCCCACAGACCCACCGCUGACAGCCGCCUCCGUGAAUCAUCUGAAACUUUUAUUACACCGAUUUGGUUUACAAUCUUUGUACUUUGAUAUUUCCAACAAAAAAGGCAACAUUGUGAUAUACUGUUUGUACAUAUAGAGAGAGACGGAGAGAGCUAGAUCAUAUCGACAUAGCUGAAAAGUAAAAACUGUUCCCAGUGCUCACAA